Zychaea mexicana is the source of this 703-nucleotide messenger RNA. RefSeq lists its product as uncharacterized. The transcript is spliced from 2 exons. The record is from RefSeq and is a predicted model, not a curated record. Lineage: Eukaryota; Fungi; Mucoromycota; Mucoromycetes; Mucorales; Lichtheimiaceae. Bases 83 to 703 code for a protein of 206 amino acids.
GCAACUUUCAUCAUGACACUUCGUCCGUUGUCGUUAACGUUACCUUUCAUUGUAUUUACGAGCAAAGCAAGAAAUUACAAUAAUGGUUCAUUCCAAGUUUUUGCUUAGUGCUGUGCUCUCUACUUUGGCUUACCACAUGGCUGACGCAGCGCCUAUGGCUGCCGGCAGUGAUGUAGCUCAACCGUUACCUAUCUUGCACUUGUCCGAUGCUCAACUCGAACAAUUCAAGCAUGCUAGUCCAGAUCAGCCCGAACCGGAUAUUGCGUUCCCUAAAAAUGCAGAAGGCCUCUAUGCAGAUGGAGACGCAGUGCCUGAAGACACUGAAGCAACAGAAAUGGGCAUCGAGUUGAAUUCGAUCGGUGGAACAGUGAAUACCAUGGAGACUGAAGCGCUCAUUGUUGGAGGGGAGGAACAGAAUGAUGAAGGAGCUAGUAAUGAAGAAGAUGAUGAAGAAGAAGAAGUAAUACAAAUGGCGGCAGCACCAGCAGAUAAUCAACAAGAAGAAGAGCAAGUUGAAGAAGCACAACAAUCCGAAGAAGGAGAUACCAACGACGCUUCAGGAUCCUCGGAUGAAAUACUGGAGGCCGAAGGCGAUGCGGCCGAAGAAAACGAAGGAGAAGAAGAAACUGUGGAUGCUGAAGCUGAUUCGGAGGAUGUAGUACAACCCGAAGAGGAAGAGGAGGUUGUAGAAACGCAAGAAUAA